AGUUUUUUUUUUUUCAGGGUUAAACUCUGGAGCAUACCAGAAGAAGCCCAUUCUUAUUGUAUACGUAUGACAGUAACGUAUUGUUGCAGAGUAUUACAAUGGGAGAAACUGCAGAAUGCUGCUGGUAUUCACUAUUGUUAUGCAGCAUCGGUACCGUUACUGUUUUGUAUUACCUGCUGAGGUGGUCGUGGCAGUGUUGGAAUGGAUUCAGAGUGUACGUGAUUUCUGAGAUCUGGAAAACGAACCUGAGGACAUAUGGCCAAUGGGCUGUUGUAACUGGAGCAACAUCAGGGAUUGGUCGUGCAUAUGCUGAAGAGCUUGCCAAACGAGGAUUAGACAUUGUUCUGAUCAGUCGCUCAGAGGACAAGCUUCGCAGUGUCGCCAAAGAAAUAGAGUCUCAGUACAAGCGGCAGACACAUGUGAUUCAGACAGAUUUCACAGAGGGCCAUUCCAUCUACUCUUCUAUCGCACAACAGCUAGAGGGCCUGCAGAUCGGAAUUCUGGUGAACAAUGUUGGUAUGAACUAUAUAGGGGUUCUGGCAAAUUUUCUGGAUGUUCCUGAUCCAGACCAGAGAAUCACGCAGGUGAUAAACUGUAACACACUGUCCGUCACUCAGAUGAGCAGACUUGUUUUACCAGGCAUGCUCGAGAGGGGGAAAGGCCUCAUUAUAAACAUAUCAUCGGAAGCUGCAUCUCAGCCACAGCCAAUGCUGUCAGUGUAUUCUGCCACUAAGAUAUUUGUUACAUAUUUCUCUCGCUGUCUGCAUGCAGAAUACAGGUCAAAAGGAAUCACGGUUCAAUGUGUAGCCCCGUUUGUAGUCUCCACUAAUAUGACUCACAAUGUGCCUGUGAAUCCACUGGUGAAAAGUGCUGCUUCUUUUGCUAGAGAUGCUCUGAACACUGUGGGUUACACAACGCACACAAGUGGAUGUUUAACUCAUGCACUGCAGCACUUUGCUCUGUCCAUCUUUUUCCCGGGCUGGCUGCGUCUCACGUCCUUUUGUGUGCAACACAUGGCAAAAUUCGCUCGUAGCACUGAACCACAAUUAAUGGAGAGGCUGGCAGAGACAAAAAAUAAACAGGACUGACACAAAUCUGUGGACAGCAGAGAUAAACAUAAAAAACACAGAUAACAAGACAUGCAUACGCAUGCACAUACAAACAUAUGUAUAAUGGCAUUAACUAUAUCUAUAUAAGCAAACUCUUUUUAUUGCAGUGACAGAAAAACAGAUGCAUUGUUACAACAGUCACACACAUUAAAUUAAUUUUUAUGGUAUUUUGGCUGAUCUA
Carassius carassius (crucian carp) is the source of this 1290-nucleotide messenger RNA. It is a transcript of the gene hsd20b2, whose product is annotated as hydroxysteroid (20-beta) dehydrogenase 2. The record is from RefSeq and is a predicted model, not a curated record. Gene Ontology annotation, cellular component: endoplasmic reticulum. Gene Ontology annotation, molecular function: oxidoreductase activity. The transcript is spliced from 11 exons. NCBI's taxonomy places the organism in Eukaryota, Metazoa, Chordata, Actinopteri, Cypriniformes, Cyprinidae. Bases 99 to 1088 code for a protein of 329 amino acids.